Felis catus (domestic cat) is the source of this 3194-nucleotide messenger RNA. RefSeq names its product G protein subunit alpha transducin 2 (gene GNAT2). The transcript is spliced from 6 exons. The record is from RefSeq and is a predicted model, not a curated record. Gene Ontology annotation, molecular function: G-protein beta/gamma-subunit complex binding; GTP binding; G protein-coupled receptor binding. Lineage: Eukaryota; Metazoa; Chordata; Mammalia; Carnivora; Felidae. Gene Ontology annotation, cellular component: photoreceptor inner segment; heterotrimeric G-protein complex; photoreceptor outer segment. Gene Ontology annotation, biological process: adenylate cyclase-modulating G protein-coupled receptor signaling pathway; detection of chemical stimulus involved in sensory perception of bitter taste. The coding region runs from base 810 to 1934 and encodes 374 amino acids.
ACAUUCAGGAUAAGCAGCUUAAAGGGAACCAGCAUAGACUAAAUGGGAGGGAGGUUAGGGCAUCAGGGCAGUGCAAACUGGGGGAGAGAGUUGAAGGGUAUGUGGAGGGAGAGCAGAGUGUAAAUGAGAGGAUAGUAGGGCAUUUUAGCCAAUAAGGGAAAAAGCAAGAUGAUGAAAAAAACUGUUUCAGUGAAGUUAUCCAGCUCUCUGCAAUCCUGCUCCAAGAUCACUCUCCUGAGUAAAACUGGGCAGAGGAGAAACGUGUUAAAGGAAUUCCCUGACUCUAUCAGUGGUUCUCAACGAGAUUUUGCCACCACCCUCACCCCUCACCAGGACGCUCGGGAAUGUCUGGAGACAUUCUUAGUUGUCACAACUGGAAGAGAAGAGUGCUACUGGCCUCUAGUGAGUAGAGGCCAGGAAUGCCACUGAACACCAUACAAUGCACAGGACAGCCUCCCACAAAAAAAAUAAUUGUCCAGCCCAAAAUGUCAACAGUGCAGAGGCUGAGAAACUCUGCUCUAAAUCCAGACUGAAUGGCCUGAGCUCAAGGCUGACAGAAAUUGAGGGCAGCAAUCAUCCCUACAGGUUGUCUCCUAACAAGACUCCCAAGCAAGCCCUGGCUUAGACUUCUCACAAGCCAUCUACUGGAGGGUUGGGGAGAAUUGGUGGAAACCUGAAGCAUAAGCAUUUCUCCCUGCAGGUGCUGGGGAGUCAGGAAAGAGCACUAUCGUCAAACAGAUGAAGUGAGUAAGAACAAAGCCCCCCGAGGACUGAGGUAGGGUGAUGAAGUCAGUAGAGCCAGUAGAGACAUGGAAGGUGAAGGGCUCUUCAUCCUGAAGGCACCCAGAUGUAAAGGAUAUAAAGAACCUGAUUCCCAAUGCCCCUCAUCUGCAUGCCCUUUUCCCCUCACCCUCCACUUUGGGACAGCCAUAGGAAUAGAUUGUGUUCUUAUGACCCUUUCAAUCCUUCCAGAUCCCCAAUCCCUUAGGGCUGGUUACUCAGGUCCAACUAUGGGCCGGGUGUCUUGCAGGAUCAUUCAUCAGGAUGGCUAUUCACCAGAAGAGUGUCUGGAGUACAAGGCCAUCAUCUACGGGAAUAUGCUGCAGUCCAUCUUGGCUAUCAUCCAGGCCAUGUCCACACUGGGUAUUGACUAUGCUGAACCAAGCUGUGCGGAUACUGGGCGACAGCUCAACAACCUGGCUGACUCCACUGAGGAGGGCACCAUGCCUCCCGAGCUGGUUGAGGUCAUCAGGAAGUUGUGGAAGGAUGGUGGGGUGCAAGCCUGCUUCGAGAGAGCUGCAGAGUACCAGCUCAAUGACUCAGCAUCUUACUACCUGAACCAAUUAGACCGGAUUACAGCCCCCGACUACCUCCCUAAUGAGCAAGAUGUGCUACGGUCCAGAGUCAAAACCACAGGCAUCAUUGAGACCAAGUUUUCCGUCAAAGACUUGAACUUCAGGAUGUUUGACGUGGGAGGGCAACGAUCAGAGAGAAAGAAGUGGAUCCACUGCUUUGAGGGAGUCACCUGCAUCAUUUUCUGUGCGGCCCUCAGUGCCUAUGAUAUGGUGCUAGUGGAAGAUGACGAAGUGAAUCGCAUGCAUGAAUCAUUACACCUCUUCAACAGCAUAUGUAACCACAAGUUCUUUGCGGCUACUUCCAUUGUCCUCUUUCUCAACAAGAAGGACCUCUUUGAGGAAAAAAUCAAGAAAGUCCAUCUCAGCAUUUGUUUUCCAGACUAUGAUGGGAACAACUCUUUUGAAGAUGCAGGGAAUUACAUCAAGAGUCAGUUCCUUGACCUCAACAUGCGAAAAGAUGUCAAAGAAAUCUACAGUCACAUGACCUGUGCUACAGACACACAGAAUGUCAAAUUUGUAUUUGAUGCAGUUACAGAUAUUAUCAUCAAAGAAAAUCUCAAGGACUGUGGGCUGUUCUAAUCCUCAUCACUCCUCAAGUAUACAUUCCACAACCAGGCUUGGAAUCUGGUUCAUUUCAAGCAGAAAAAUCAUAGAUCAAUAUACCAUGGCAUGAAGAGUGAAUCCAUUCUCCCUUGGAGACAGACUCUACAUGAUCACAACUGUGUCCCAUAUAUUCUUUUCAAAGUGGGGUAGCUAGUGCAGUUUAAAGAAUACAAACCCAAGAGUCAGAAGACCCAGGUGCCAGUACUGGUUCUGCAAUUUACUACAAAGUAUAAAUAUUUCAUUUCUCUGAGCCUUGAGUCCCUCAUCUACAAAAUGAAGGUAACUUUUCUACUACUUCACAGGGUUAUUCUUAAUGAUCACAAACAUAACUGAAGGGAAGGAACAUAAAAGCUGUGUGGUCAGAGUCACAGAAAGAAAUCCUAUGUAAAAGCAGCCAUUUAUGAAAUUCAAGACCAAGUUUUUAGAUGAACUAUCCCAAGCACAACAGCAACUUUCCCUACUGUCUGGAAAAAAUUGAAAAAUAAAAAAUGAGAUCUCAGUAAACCUUACCACCAUUUUUUACUAACAGACCCUAUGUGCCUUAGCUCAGAGAUCUGGAUCACUGAAUAGAAGAUGUAAGUUUGUUAGUUUCUAAGGCACAUGUCUAAAAAUGAUAAUCUUUAUUAAGCAGACUCUCUCUCUGCCCCCCAACUACUGUAAAAACUGAGUUUCCUUUAUCUCUGUAAGUAACUGUCUCAGGUGCACAAGACACUUUCUGAAUAAAUUUAGAAGACUUCAACACACUCCCACUUGGAGUAUUAAUGAUUUUUAUUGCUACUACUUCUCGAUCACAGAAUUUAGAGUAACUGAGCAAACCUAGAAUUCUCAUUUCAACUGCUACAUGUUUCAGAACAAAAAAAAAGCAGCUGAUCUUGCUUUGGGCAUUGAAAAUCUUUGCAGUUGGAUCCAUGUGAUGCCUGGCUGAAAACAACAUCUCCCGAUACAGGACAACAAGUAAAUUAUUUCUUUGAACUCCUUUGAGGGGAAACGAAGCUUGCAUUUAUCUUGACAGGAGGUGGUGAAGUCAAGUACAGAUUUAGCAUCUACAACUACUAGUGAGGAAAGCUCCUGGCGUCCAAGAUUUAGUAUAUAAAAGAAAGUGUCAAUUAAAAUGAAAAUCUGUUCCUUGCCAGAAACACAUAUUCACACUUAGGCUGUUACUAGCAAUAUUGAUACUAGAGAGCCAUAUGAGCUUGAAAUACACUGAAGAAUAAAUUUGCAGCUGUUAAAAUUGGA